AUGUACACCAAUCUGUACAGCACGUCAAGCGUCGAUUUGCCCAAGGCUGUCGCGAAAUCUACUUCUCUGGAGCUCAUGAAGGCCUACGCCCAGCCAGACCAGGUCAAAGAACUCUAUGGUGUGCUCUACAGCACAACCGGGGUGAACCUCCCGAAGAAGGACGCGCAGGUGAAGGCAGUGGAGUUGGCCAAGGCCGGCGCUGACCCUGUUGCCCUCAAGAACUCCUAUGCUAGCGCCCACGGAACCAAGGAGUUCUGGAUGCAAUUCCUGCAGACCUCUGCCAUCAAGAAAGCAGGGCGUUUAGCGUCUUUGGCCAUGCUGAAGUUCCUUCUAAAUCUGCCCGCUGCUUGGGCGUGCAGUUAUGUGGAGAUUCCAUGGCAAGACCACGGACAUCCCUCGACAAUGGAGCUUGCUAACGUCUUCAACAGCACGAUGUACACAGUCGAUGCGGUUCCACGAUCUGCGGACAACAAAUUCGGCUACAUUGCGCCAAUGAACAUCUUCCACAUUCCUCCAACUGGCCUGCCUGUGAACGUGGCCUUCGAGGGCAUGAAUGAGGCAGGUUUAACCAUCUCGGCGCAAGCUUUCGAGUCCGUCUAUGAGCAGGCAGAGCCUGGGACGACAGGCUUGAAUGCCGUCGACGUCGUCCCGGCGCUGUUAGCAAACUGUUCGACUACUGAUGCUGCCAUUGAGCUCCUUGAGUCCGUAAGAGUUGUGGCUCCGACAUUGCCGGGAUCUUCUCCGGAGGGCCAUGGCUUGCAUUGGGCGAUCGCUGAUUCUUCUGGCCGUUCCAUCAUCGUGGAGUACAUUCAGGGUAAGCGAGUGGUCCUGGAGAACCAUCCGAGAGUGAUGACCAAUGAUCCCGACAUCAAGUGGCACUGGAAGAACUUGAAUGCGCAUGUGCAGCUGAGCCCAACCUAUCCACUUCAAAAUGAUUUUCUGCAAGUGCGGACAGAGGACGAUGUAGGAGCUGUGCCACGCCCCGUGGGGCACGGCUGGAACUUGUAUGGCAUUCCUGGCGACAGCUCGUCGCCAAGUCGGUUCGUGCGACUCUUCUACCUGCGCGGCUAUGGCAUGAAGGCGAAUCCUCCCAAGAGCUUCGAAGAUGCGGUCGUCCUCGGAACUGCUCUCCUCAACAAUGUCUUCAUCCCGUUUGGCUCUGUGGCAGCGGAUCCCAGAUCUCCCGGAGACGGACCAGAGCUGACCGACUACGGCGUUUUGAAGUCCCCUCAGGAGCGAGUGAUGCUGAUUCGAGGUUACAGAAAUUCUCAGUGGCGGAAGAUUGACCUGAAGCGAGUGGACUUCUCUCAAGCCAAGUCCUGGCUUCUAGAGGAUGGAACUCUCGGCAUCAAGGCGCCGCCCCUUGCAGUUUGCUUGAGAAUUCAGUGGUCCGGUUAUGUCCUCCUUCGCCGGUCGUAUCCGAAUGUAUUUGACAAGACUGAUUGUGGGCCUGAAUGGGCCUGA
Molecule: messenger RNA, 1464 nt
Organism: Symbiodinium sp. CCMP2456
Lineage: Eukaryota; Dinophyceae; Suessiales; Symbiodiniaceae
Source: the annotation of a GenBank genome assembly